Tremella mesenterica DSM 1558 is the source of this 276-nucleotide messenger RNA. RefSeq lists its product as uncharacterized. The transcript is spliced from 3 exons. The coding region runs from base 1 to 276 and encodes 91 amino acids. Lineage: Eukaryota; Fungi; Basidiomycota; Tremellomycetes; Tremellales; Tremellaceae. The record is from RefSeq and is a predicted model, not a curated record.
AUGAAGACUAGGAAGGAUCAAAUGAAACAACAGAUCUCACAAGAAUUAGCUGUUGCUAAUGCUCAAAUGCUAUUGAAUAAGAUUAACGAGAAUUGUUUCGCAAAAUGUGUCACUCGACCUUCUACUUCUUUAUCCUCUUCGGAAGAACAAUGUCUAUCACGGUGUAUGACCCUUUACAUGAGUGCAUUUGACCAAGUGUCAAGGAGCUACGUGGCUCGGAUUUCUCGAGAAAGGGGACAAAACGGAUUAUCUGCAGGCUUAGAUGACCAGUUAUGA